This is a messenger RNA of Acinonyx jubatus (cheetah), 3412 nucleotides long. It is a transcript of the gene TCERG1L, whose product is annotated as transcription elongation regulator 1 like. Lineage: Eukaryota; Metazoa; Chordata; Mammalia; Carnivora; Felidae. Bases 16 to 1737 code for a protein of 573 amino acids. The record is from RefSeq and is a predicted model, not a curated record. The transcript is spliced from 10 exons. Gene Ontology annotation, cellular component: nucleus. Gene Ontology annotation, molecular function: RNA polymerase binding; transcription coregulator activity.
GCGCGGGGAUGCAGGAUGCUGGUGGGCGCCAGGCUCCCGCGGCGGCGGCGGCAGCAGCAGCAGCAGCAGCAGCCCCGGCGGCGGCAGCCUCUCCUCUGGCCGAUGAACGCAGACCCGCCGCCGCCGCCGCCGCCGCCCUGGGUAUGGAUGGUGCCCGGCGCGGCCGGGCUGCUCCGGCUGGGCGCCGGGGUCGCGCCCCCUCCCGUGCUGCUGGCCGCGGCGCAGCCCCCCGCCGCCCCGCUGCUCCCGGGGCCGCCCGGCUGGCCGGCCCCCGGCGAGCCCCUGCUGCCGCCGCUGCUGCCGCUGCCCUCUGCGCCAGACCACGCCGCCGCCGCCGCCGCCGCCGCGCUCCACUACCCCUUGCUGCACGGGCAGUGGCUGUUUGGUGGCCAUUCUCCGUCCAUAGGACUGACCCCUUCUUCCACUGUGGAGCUGGUGCCCAUUUUCCCACAUGUCUGCCCAGCCGCUCUUCCUCCUCCUGUUGGGAAAAGUUGGAUAGACAAAAGGAUACCUAAUUGUAAGAUUUUUUUUAACAAUUCCUUUGCUCUGGACUCAACAUGGAUAUAUCCUGAGGAAUCAAGGUUGUUCCAUGGGCACGAAAAGCCUCACUUGUUGGCGAAUCAAGUGGCGAUGUCUCUGUCCAGACCAGCUCCCGCCUCCAGGCCUCUUCCUACACUGGUGCUGGCGCCUCAGCCGAUACCAGGUGGUGGUCCCGACAGCCUCAAGCCCGUCGGCAGCAGCCCCGCCAUUGCCAUCGCCGCCGCCGCCGUGCUGUCUGUGGAGCCCGAGGGACUUGGGGGCCCGUCCCCCCCCAGCACACAGCCCUGCCACUUCCUGACGUUGGCCCCCAUCAAAAUACCCCUGCGGACCGCCCCCUUCUCCGAUAAAAGCAGAGAGCGCGGCCGAGCGCCCUGUCCUCCCGGCCUGAUGCUGCACGCGGACAGGAAGAGCCGGGCCGGGGACGGAGAAGACAAGGAGCCUCCGUCGAUACUAGUCACAAGAGAGGACAGCGCAGCAAAGGGCAACCGACCCGUGGCCUCUACCCCGGUGCCCGGAUCCCCCUGGUGUGUGGUGUGGACGGGAGAUGACCGGGUUUUCUUCUUCAACCCGACGAUGCAGCUGUCCGUGUGGGAGAAGCCCAUGGACCUGAAGAACCGUGGGGACCUCAACAGGAUCAUCGAGGACCCGCCCCACAAGCGCAAGCUGGAGGCCCCGACAGCCGACCACAGCGAUGGGUCGAGGUCUGAGGAUGGCAGGGAAGACCGAAACAUGAGAACCAAGAGGAACCGGACAGAAGGCCACGCGAGUCCUGGGCCAGAGGAGGCAGAAGGAGCGGACAAGGACACCAAGACGCCACCUCCCCAGAUCCUGCUGCCGUUGGAGGAGCGGGUGACCCACUUCCGAGAUAUGCUCCUGGAGCGAGGGGGCCUGGUGUGCAGCAGGCGCUCAACAACCUCCCGAGAUUCCCUCAGUGUCCACGUGGACGCCAUCUGGGACUGGGCUGUGGUGUUGCCGCACAUGCCCCCUGACCCGCUGGUCCUGGAGCCCGCCCGCCGAGCCCGUGACGAAGGGGCUUAUCUCCGAAGCACCUGUCAUUCCCCGUUCUGUUCUCUCCACGAGCAUGGCCACCAGGCGUCUGCAGGACAGGUCUCGGCAUCACUCGGGAGACGUGAUAAAGCAUACUCCUCCCCCUACACAAUCGCCAGAAUUAGCUGCUUCUGCUCUGGAGAGCCAUAGGCGUGGACGCUCCUGAGGUUUGUCUCUAGUCUCAUUAGGCGUUGAUCAACACGCGGGUGGCUGUCUGCCCUUGUCACGCACAGAAAUAUAUGUAAUUCUUAGUGUCUGGAUCGACCUGGCCAGUCUGUUCCUGUUGACCCAGCCAGCAGGAGACGUGACCCCUCUUCCCUGAGACGUGAUGGCAUUAGGAGCCUUUGAGAAAUGGAGGCAGGAACGUAUUUUAUCUCGUCUGCACGUCCCCCUCUUUGUUUGGGAAACCAACCAGCCCGGCCUCACCAGCACAGCAUCAGACCGACCCCCGGGAGAGCCCAGGGCUGCCUGAGACACCUACCUGUGUUUGCUAAGCCUGCCGGCAGGCCAGGGCUGUGCGGUUUCUUGAAUUUAUCCCAAUGGCUGUGGUCGAGCAGCUUUACUAAUGAGAUUUUCACUACGCUCUUGCCUCACCGGGUGGGUGAUUCCUUUCGGCCCUUGAUUCGUAGAUUCUUCUGCGUGAGAACCUUGUGUAGGUCGUGUAGAUGUGAAUCAGCAAAACAACACAGAAAUGCCAAGUACCCACCCGGAGUUCUGAGUUUUCCCUGGAAAGAAGAGACCUGGGCGAAGCCUGAACCCCUGUCUUAGGAGGAUUUUGCAAGAAUCCCACACACAGCUCAUGAAUAGGAAAGAUUAAUCUGAAUUUACUGCUGAUGUCAUAAAGCAAUGCCACCAUUUAUGGCUUUUUGACUUUAUAAAAUAUGCCAGCAUAUUUUAUAAGUUACUCAGUGCUCAAGAGAAUUUGAUAGCUAAGCCCAUAAGAUUUCCUGUUGCUUGAAAAUGAGGCACAGAAAGGUCACUUUUUUCAUGGACUGAGUGAUUAAUAAUGUUUUUUAUUGCAUUUGUACAAUGCUUCAGUCCAGAAAUUCAUGUACUUACGGAACGAUGGAGCUAGGUCCUGUGGGUUUCUCGUAGUUUAACAAGGGCAUGUUUGGGGUUUUUCCGUGGGGAUCACAGAUUGGGGAAGGGCCUGUGGCUUUGCGUGUUUGUAGUAUGUAUCUGACGGCUCAAGGAAGGUUUUAUUUUUGUUUUGCUUUACUGUAUAAAGCACAGUAGAGCCUUAAAAAAAAAGAAAAAAAAAACUUCAGCGUAUGAAGGGGCAGGUCUCGUCGAAUAGCAGAUUGUUAAUGUGAUCCCUCCUAUUCAGGCAAAUGUAUUAGAAGCAUUUUAUUGAGAACAUCUUCCUCCUGCAAAGUAUCCCUUAGAAGUGGGUACGGCUGGGGCACCUAGCCAUAGGACGCUGGGGUUAAGUAUCCGACUUCGGCUCGGGUCAUGAUCUCACAGCUGGUGAGUUCGAGCCCUGCGUCGGGCUCUGUGUCAACAGCUGGGAGCCUGGAGCCUGCUUCAGUUGAAUUUGAUGAAUAAACAUUAAAAAAAAAAAAAAGUAUGGCUUUCCAAGGGCCUUUGGAGAGUCCCAGAUCCUACCUUAGGGACUCCACGGCCCAGACCUGCUGUGCUCUCUGGGGUCCCUGUGUGGGUGACCCUCGGCCAGCUUCCCGGCGGUGAGUGGCCUCAGGGAGACGGGCUGGCAUGGUGGCUGACUGUGGAGCUGAGCUCCGUGGAGUUGGGAUCCGAGUGUGUUAGAGAGAGGAACUCACAGACCACGUGUUCACACCCACGGGCCACGCCCAUCUCUCUCUGCACU